This is a messenger RNA of Drosophila novamexicana, 1147 nucleotides long. Its product is annotated as vacuolar protein sorting-associated protein 26C. The record is from RefSeq and is a predicted model, not a curated record. The coding region runs from base 81 to 1025 and encodes 314 amino acids. NCBI's taxonomy places the organism in Eukaryota, Metazoa, Arthropoda, Insecta, Diptera, Drosophilidae. Gene Ontology annotation, biological process: intracellular protein transport. Gene Ontology annotation, cellular component: endosome. The transcript is spliced from 3 exons.
AAAAGUUUUGCAAUAAUGAAAGUAAACAAACGUCACAAGUUGUAAUAAAUGCAAUUUGUGGGUUCCACUUAGUUUUCAAGAUGAGUGGAAACGCCUUUAACUUUGAAAUAAAGUUAAAACGUGAGAAUAAAGUGUAUUAUGAGAAUGACAUGCUGGUGGGCUGCGUGCAGUUUCAGUGUCCAGCUGAAACCAAACACGACGGCAUACUCCUUACACUAGACGGCGUGGUCAACUUGCAGCUAAGUAGCAAAACUGUUGGCCUUUUCGAUGCCUUCUACAACUCCGUGAAGCCGAUCAAUUUGCUGCAGAACAGCCUGGAGCUGUCGGCCCCGGGUAAACUAAGUGCCGGCAACUCGGAAUUCCACUUUGAAUUGCCGUUGGUGUGCAAGAAGGAGCCCCGCAAACUAUAUGAAACAUAUCACGGCGUCUUCAUCAGCAUCAACUAUCAGCUGAAGUGCGAUGUAAAUGUGAAGCGCAACUUUCUGGGCAAAUCGCUGCAGAAAGUGCAGCAAUUCUGUGUGCAAUACAAGCCCACGCCCCUAAGCGACGAGGCGACCCGCGCCGUCCCGUUCAGCCUGAGCAUGAUCAAUGCCAAGGAGCGUGUAACGAUGCCGCGUUUCCUAAUCACGGGUCGAUUGGAUCGCUUGGAAUCGUGUGUCACGAUGCCCAUUACAGGCAGUCUGACCGUGCAGCAUACCGAGGCGCCCAUAAGGUCCAUUGAGAUGCAGCUGGUGCGCGUGGAGACCUGUGGCUGCGACGAGGGCUACUCCAAGGAUGCAACUGAAGUGCAAACCAUACAGAUUGCCGACGGAAACGUUAUGCCCAAGCUGGAAAUACCAAUUUAUAUGGUGCUGCCGCGCUUGUUUACAUGCCCCACGCUUUUAACCAAGAACUUUAAAAUUGAAUUUGAGCUCAACUUGGUGGUGCUGUUUAAGGAGGAGCACACUGUCAGCGAAAAUUUUAAAAUAGUUCUAAAGCGCGCUUCCGGUCCAUUGCCUAGCAAAAUAAAUACAGCUGGACGCUGAACGCAUCAAAUAACUGCCAACUAUUUACACACAGUUCAAUUAAAGCUUACACUCAAGUUGUCAACUGGAUGCUAAUAACAAAAAAUAAUAAGCAAUAUAUGCUCUAUCUCGAAAUUCUAUUA